AUGCCCCCCACCAUCCUCACGGUACUGAGACGAAAAUGGCAGCCAGUGACCGUGACAUCCUAUGGUCCCCUCCCGAAUCGCCAGGAUGACUUGGACCCGGUACUGUCUACCGCAACGCCCACUGCUAGGGCUGGAGUCGAAUUCUACGAUCGCAGUCUAACAACUCGCAGAUAUGCCUUUGUUGGAUUGGCAUUCUCUAGUAUCAUCAGCUGCUGUUGCGUCGCUACAGGGGCCGUUAUUAUAGCAACUCAUGGAGUUUCUGGGGUGAUUCCGUUGAUGAAACUCGGAGGCGCCAUGCAACAUAGUACCCUACCAUCUGAGUUGUUGACACUGAUACUAAAUUUACUCGUCACAAUAUGCACCGAGGCCACAGGCUUUAUCCACAGCAUCUCGUUGCGCUUUGCGCUAGUCUCAGAGUCUCGACUUCGUUUCAACACGAAUCUGCGCCUUCUGACCGCGGCUCGUGGAUGGAGAAACCCUAAUGGUGCCCUGCUUAAUGGAAUCAUGGCUGUCCUCCUCAUUAUAUCCUACACCUUGACCUCGCUUGUCGUAUUUGACAACUCCACAUCAAACGGCUCAUAUGCGUCCGUUGCCAUUGCAGGGUUUCCUAUCCUUUUGUUAGGUGUCGCACUUCUUCUGCAGGCGGUCAUCGCAGUAUUAGGAUUGCGGGCUGUCGAAAUAUUGACGUGGAGUUCCUCACCUUUCGACCUCACUGCCGCUAUGAUCCAUCACAGGCAAUUCGCCCCGGUUCCUCACCAGUGCAUGCAGGGUGUGUCCGAGUCCGGCUAUCGUGAAUCAGGUCCAACGGAGCCGUCAAAGUCACAGCUUUCGGCAUGGCAUGCUCACUUUAGCAUCCGGACAGUCGUCAUUGCUCUCUGGGUGAUCGUAUAUGCAUGUGUCAUGUGGGUAGCUAUCUUGGGGUCCGUCUAUGGCAUGUCGCACCAUUUCCAGUGGUCACUCUUCCCCAAUAACAACCCUAUCCUCCAAUACCUGGCCUACCCGACUGUCAAUAUCCAGUGGUGGAUUAUAGCCAUUGUCAACCUUGCGGUUUUUCAAGCCCCGAUGACGCUUGGGCUGCAUUGCUCUGAGCUCAUUGCUAAUGUCAUCCAAAAUGAAAGCCAAUGGAGAUGUGCUACUGGAGAGAAGGGGCUUCAUACAGCCACGAACGCACUGAAGGCGCCUUUCGCUAGUCCGCUGGGGAUUGUCCUCCUCAUCCUAAAGCCUGCAUUACACUGGAUGUUUGGCCUUGGAUUCAACGCCCACGGAUCCGGUGAUGGCACUGCGCUUCACCAGGUUGAGUUAAAGAUGAAUUUCAUCCAGAUCUUGAACUUAUGUAUCGUGCUGAUUAUAUUUACUGGUUUUGUGAAUUUUGUUACACGGCGCCGACCACGCGGCCCUCAGCCGGCCACAUACGGGCACAUCCAGACGCUUGCUAACCUCGUGGACGCAUGGUCGCCUGUGAUGUGGUGGGGCCACAAGGAGGACGGACUAUAUUGUCACGCUGGUAGGGUAAUUAUGUGGUGGUCGCGAGGACGAUGUAUUAAAUGUUUUAAACAGGGACGAGCGAUCAUCCACUGCCAGAUGUGA
Suillus clintonianus is the source of this 1587-nucleotide messenger RNA. RefSeq lists its product as uncharacterized. The record is from RefSeq and is a predicted model, not a curated record. The transcript has 3 exons. Lineage: Eukaryota; Fungi; Basidiomycota; Agaricomycetes; Boletales; Suillaceae. Bases 1 to 1587 code for a protein of 528 amino acids.